Messenger RNA from Puccinia graminis f. sp. tritici CRL 75-36-700-3, 210 nucleotides. RefSeq lists its product as uncharacterized. Lineage: Eukaryota; Fungi; Basidiomycota; Pucciniomycetes; Pucciniales; Pucciniaceae. The transcript has 2 exons. The record is from RefSeq and is a predicted model, not a curated record. Bases 1 to 210 code for a protein of 69 amino acids.
AUGGGGACACAAACACAAGCCCCCCCUGAUGGGUUCGACCGAGUCUCCGGAGAACGGCAAAAAAGUCGCCCCCGUUUGUUUCGCUUCGGCUAUCGUAUACGCUUGUUUUGUUGGCUUUUGUUCUUGUCAACUGAGCGCCAAUCGACGGGUGGUACGAGGAGGAGAAGUGCACCUUCGGUGAACAACGAGCACCCAAGACAGCCUCUCUGA